This is a messenger RNA of Pseudonaja textilis, 3049 nucleotides long. It is a transcript of the gene NOC2L, whose product is annotated as NOC2 like nucleolar associated transcriptional repressor. Gene Ontology annotation, cellular component: Noc2p-Noc3p complex; nucleoplasm; Noc1p-Noc2p complex. Gene Ontology annotation, molecular function: transcription corepressor activity; histone binding. Gene Ontology annotation, biological process: ribosomal large subunit biogenesis; negative regulation of transcription by RNA polymerase II. The record is from RefSeq and is a predicted model, not a curated record. Lineage: Eukaryota; Metazoa; Chordata; Lepidosauria; Squamata; Elapidae.
UGUGGGAGAGGAAGUGCCUGGUUUUCCCACGUUGUUUGCAGCUGCGGAGGGGAAAAAGGCUACUCCGCCAGCAUGGCCACCGCCGCCACGAAAAGAAGCAAAAAACUGGCUGACUUGAGUGUGGAUGAGUUUUUAACUUCAGGAUUUGAUUCUGACUUGGAAGAUGAUUUGAUAGAAGAUAUUCCAAAUUCUGGGGAAGAUGAGAAAGGAAAGUUACAUUCAAAACUUGACAGCAAAAAGAAAGCGGAAUGUAGUUUGAUACCAGGGGAAAGGAAAGUAAAAAAAAGUCAGGCUUCAGUACAUAAAGACCAGCUUUCCCGACUAAAGGAACGAGAUCCUGAAUUUUACAAGUUCCUGGAAGAAAAUGACAAGACUUUGCUUAACUUUGAUGAAUCUGACAGCUCCGAUGAAGAGGAAGAUCAUCACGUGUUGCCUGAAAAAUUAGAGGAAGCAACUGAUGAAGAAGAUGAUGAAGAUGAUGAUGAAGAAGAAAAAACAGCUAAACGGAAAAAAAUGGAUUUCAUCACCGUGUCAUUGAAAAUGGUGGAACACUGGAAGGAAGCUGCAGAGAAUAAACUCACUCCUAGGGUCUUCCAUGAAAUUACUCAGGCUUUCAAAGCCUGCGUGAUCACUGCCAAAGGGGAAUCGGCAGGGCCGGAUUCCGGCAAGUUCAAAGUCACGGACAGCACAGUCUUCAACACAAUUGUCUCCUUCUGUGUCCGUGACCUCUUCGUUCUUGUGCAAAAACUGCUUCAGGUGAAGCCUGCAAAAAAUAAAUCAAAAUUAGUCUUGCCUUCCUCCAGUCCAUUGUGGAGCAAGUUACGACUGGACAUCAAAAUGCACUUGGGCUGUACCAUUCAGCUUCUGUCGUGUUUAACCCGGACCUCAGUCACAAUAGCUGUUCUUCAGCACAUCAGUGCCAUUGUACCUUAUUAUUUAAGCUUCCCAAAACAGUCUCGCGUGCUACUUAAGCAAAUUAUUCGACUCUGGAGCACAGGCGAUGAAGUUGUAAGAGUUCUAGCUUUUUUGAUAAUCAACAAAAUCUGCCGGUAUAAACAGGAGGCUUAUUUACCUUCUGUUCUAAAGCAAAUGUACAUUUCCUAUGUCAAGAAUUCAAGAUUCACCUCUCCUAAUGUCCUCCCGCUCAUCAACUUCAUGCAACGGACGCUGAUCGAGAUGUACGCUCUGGACCCCGCUGUGUCUUACCAGCAGGCCUUCAUAUACAUCCGUCAGCUGGCCAUCCACCUGCGUGGAGCUAUGACCAUCAAGAAGAAGGAAAACUAUCAGUCCGUUUAUAACUGGCAAUACGUGCAUUGCUUAUAUUUUUGGUGCCGGGCUUUGAGUACGAUGCAUCCGAAUGACGUCAUGAAACCCCUGAUUUACCCGUUGACCCAAGUCAUCAUUGGCUGCAUUAAGCUGGUACCAACAGCUCGUUUCUACCCUCUGCGUAUGCACUGCGUCCGGGCGCUGACGCUGCUGUCGGAAAGCACACAGACCUUCAUCCCUGUCCUGCCCUUCAUUCUGGAGAUUUUCCAACAGGUAGAUUUCAACAAGAAACCGGGGCGAAUGAGCGCCAAGCCAAUAAACUUUGCCGUCAUCUUGAAGCUCUCCAACGCCAACCUGCAGGAGAAAGCUUUCCGGGACGGCCUCCUCGAACAGCUGUAUGAUUUAACUUUAGAAUAUCUCCACAGCCAGGCCUACACGAUUGGUUUCCCAGAACUGGCUUUGCCUGCCAUCCUUCAGCUGAAGUCCUUUCUGAAGGAUUGCAAAAUCACCAACUAUUGCAAAACCAUCCGGCAGCUCUUGGAAAAACUGCAGGAGAACUCCGCCUUCAUCACGGCCAAGCGCCAGAAAGCUUCCUUCGGCGUCUCCGAUCGAGAGGCAGUGGAGCGAUGGGAAAAAACUAUCAAAGCAGAAGGAACUCCACUAAGGACGUACUACGUGACUUGGAAGAAGCUGAGAGAGAAGGAAAUUCAGCUUGAAAUUACUGGCAAAGAACGGCUGGAAGACCUGAACUUCCCCGAAAUUAAACGUAAGAAGCCGAACGAAAAGAAAGAGGAGGACAAGAGGGAAUUUAAGGAGCUCUUCGAAACGGAGAGCAGUUCCGAAGAAGAGACCUCAGGUGGCUUCUCCCGUAAAGAGAAAGGCAAGAAGGGGGCUGCAGACCGUGUUUCCAUGAGCAGCAGUGAGGAAGAGGAGGAGGAGGAAGGAGAAUAUGAAGUGGACGAUGAGGAAGAGGAAGGAGAUGAAGACAACCUGAGCGACUCAGAUGGAGGCGAGAGGGCCGUGCCCCAACGGAGCCACCACCGUCAGAAACCGCUGUCUCGGGCAGAGUUGCAACAGCUGGCAAGAGGAGAAGAGGACGUGGUGGAAGACUUGGAUUUUUCCGAUGGAGACUGAUGGACAGAUUUUUUUGGGGGUGUAACUGGACAGCUGUUGCCACUUGUGGAGGGCCGAGGAAGGGGCUGCAUUGUUCCAGCUGGCCCUGAAGCCGAGUUGAUGCACUGGAGGGAAAUGCCAGAAAAUUUUGUCAUCCAGCAGGGAAGUCUAAAAAGACCACAUUGGCUGCAAAAAAACCCCUGCCUCUUUAGAAUAAUAAUAAUGUGGGUUCUGAAAACCAUCACAAAAUAAUACCUACUUUAAAAUUUAAAAAGAAACAGGCCAGCCUUCAAUGCUGCCCCUUCCUCUUCUGGAGGCCAAUCCCACCCACCCAGCGCUGGAGACGCAGAGAUGGAAGACCAACGUGCCACCACAUUUUGUGGCUUGGCUCUUUUCCUGCCAAGUGACCUUAUUUAAAACUCUUGGGACCAACAACAGCAGGAAGAGUUGGACUGGCAGCACAAUGCAUGCUUUGAAUCCCCCACUCCCCCCAAUUCCCCUAUUUUGAUUUCUGUACGGGAAGGGAUCGUGUGUGUCGGUUCUCGGCUUGUAAAAACAGCCUCUUGUGCAUUUCUUUCGGAGGCCUGGAUCGCUCUGCACCGAAACCGCAGUGGGCAAAACGGCCAGAUCCCGAUGGAGAAACGUUCUUCCCGCGGCUUUUACUGCACUG